GAUAACUUGGAAUAGAACUCAGGACUAUGAAGUUCCUGAGAUAAGGGAGUGUAACAUGCUAUGAACCUCUGAGGGUUGAUCACGGUACAUGGACUAACUUAAAACUAUGUCUGUAUCGAUUUAAUGCAUAAAUGCUUUUUGGCUUUCUGCAAUCAUACUAAUUUCUUUACAGGUAUUUAAAGCGUUUCAAACUCAUGAAGCCAAAGGUGUUAAGGAGCUGGUGCCGACAGAUUUUAAAAGGGCUACAUUUUCUGCACACAAGGACUCCUCCUAUCAUCCAUCGUGAUUUGAAAUGUGACAACAUCUUCAUCACAGGACCUACUGGUUCAGUGAAGAUAGGGGACUUGGGACUUGCCACCUUAAUGCGCACCUCAUUUGCAAAGAGUGUUAUUGGAACUCCUGAAUUCAUGGCUCCUGAGAUGUAUGAAGAACAUUAUGAUGAGUCGGUGGAUGUCUAUGCUUUUGGAAUGUGCAUGUUAGAGAUGGCAACUUCUGAAUAUCCAUAUUCUGAAUGUCAGAAUGCAGCUCAGAUCUACAGAAAAGUAACCAGUGGCAUUAAACCUGCUAGUUUUAAUAAAGUGACAGACCCAGAAGUAAAAGAGAUCAUUGAAGGCUGCAUUCAGCAGAAUAAGUCUGAAAGGCUAUCCAUCAAAGACCUCUUGAACCAUGCUUUCUUUGCGGAAGACACGGGACUCAGAGUGGAACUGGCAGAGGAAGAGGAGGAUGGGCUGCAUCCCUCUUUGGCUUUGAGACUUUGGGUAGAAGAUCCCAAGAAGCUGAAAGGGAAGCACAAAGACAAUGAAGCAAUAGAGUUCAGUUUCAAUGUGGAAACAGAUAUCCCAGAGGAAGUGGCUUGUGAAAUGGUAAAGUCGGGAUUCUUCCAUGAAAGUGAUUCCAAAGCUGUGGCUAAAUCCAUUCGUGAUCGUGUCACCCUAAUCAAGAAGACACGGGAGCAAAGGCAGGUGGGCAACCUGGAGGAAAGGAGGGACUCUCAAAGUCAGCUUCCAAGUGGACUCCCCUUACUUCAGCCACAGGGCUCAUCGUUCACCCCACCUUCUCAGCCAAGCAAGAUGGAGUGUGAGGAAACAGAAGUUGAUCAACAUGCCAGACAACACAUCCUUCAACAAAUGCAGCAGAGCUUUUCCCUCACUGCUGACAACUUGUCUGAGAGAGGAGCAGGGUCAGUUAUACUGUCAGAUGCCUCUAGCCAACAUAAUCUGGCAUUUUCCUCGGAACACAUGAUGGGCACCCAACAAGUCCCCAGUCUCUCACAAACUGAAAACAGCAGUGCUCAAGGACACAUAUAUACUUCUCAACAGCUGAUGGGGCAUUAUCAGUCCAAUGCAGGGGUGCAGCCAGCGUUGCCAACAAAUGUGGCUCACCCCAGUGUUUUACCAUUAAUCCAGAGUCAGCCUUCUGGUCUACCUACUCACAAUUUGGCACCUCCUGCAACUCUCCAAGCCCAAACAUCUCCUCUUACAGCUCAGCAAUUCCCAUCAAGGAUGCCUCCAGAUUCCCAAGUAUCCUACAGUGCAGAAAGUCAGACUUUGGAUGGAUCCAUCAUGGGAGUUCCUCAGCAGAUGUUGACAAUAACUUCUCCUCAGAAUAUACCUGCCUCACAGCCUUCAAUUCAAUUUGUCAACAACAUGCAAGUUCUUCAGUCAGUUCCACAAGGUGUUAGGCUUAUUCAACAACCCAAGCAACUUUCUCAGCAGGUGCCAUCAACACAGCAACUACAGCAAGUUUCUCAGCAGGUGGCAUCUAUGCAGUCAAGUCAGCAAAUAGUUCCACAGGUGACAUCUUCACAGCAGGUUCCUCAGCAAAUUGCAGCCAUGCAGCAGAUACCUCAGAACCUAAUGGCAAUGCAGCAGUCACAGCAAGUUCCCCAGCAGGUAGCAUCCAUGAAGCCACCUCAACAAGGGGUGUCCUUGCAGCAACCACAGCAAAUUCACCAGCAAGUGAUGCCUAUGCAGCAGUCUCAGCAAGUUCCUCAACAAGCAACAUCUGUACAACAAACCCAAGCUGUUCCACAUGGAGUUUCUACCCAGCAGAUUCUAGAGCAGCCUCAGAAAAUUUCCCAACAGGCAGCCUCCAUACACCAGCCUCAGCAAGUUCCUCAGCAAAUUCUCCAACAAGUGGCAUCCAUACAGCCACCACAGCAAGUCACAUCAGUGCAGCAGCCCCAGCAGAAUCCUCAACAAGUAACAUCCACACAGCAGUCCCAUCAUAUUCCUCAACAGAUGCCACAAGUGACAUCCAUACAGCAGCCACACCACAUCCCUCAGCAAGUUCAACAGCAGGUUUUCAUCUCAGUAUCAGAUGAACAUGAGCAUCAGUCAGCAGUUCAAAAACAAGAGUCUAUUCAAGGCUUAGUUCCCGACCUUCCAAAGGAAGCUGGGACUGGCUGGGACCUUCCAGGUGGGAAUGGUAAGCAAGACAAGAGCAAACAGAGAAGGACCUCCUGUGCCCGACCAGAGAAGGGAACCAAAUUUCAACUCACUGUGCUGCAGGUGUCAACAUCUGGAGACAAUACUGUUGAGUGCCAACUUGAAACGCAUAACAACAAGAUGGUUACAUUUAAAUUUGAUGUUGAUGGAGAUGCUCCAGAGGACAUAGCUGAUUACAUGGUUGAAGAUAAUUUUGUAUUGGAAAAUGAGAAGGAUAAAUUUGUUGAUGAACUGAGAGCUAUUGUUUGCCAGGCUCAAGACAUCAUUUCUAGCCUUCCUAUUGAAGAACGAGCCGCUGGCAUGGAAUCUGCUCCUUCUGAUCCAAAUAACGGCCAAGCAGGACCUUCUGAACAAGUUCAGAUAAACCCAGCAUCUACUCAAAGUGGCAGUGAUGCUGCUCCCCAGUCAUCCCCUGUUGGCCGCUGGAGGUUUUGCAUCAACCAAACGAUAAAGAACAGAGAAACCCAGACGUCUUGUACCCCAGUAGAGUCAAUGAAAAGUGUUGAAGGAUGUCAGACCACAGCACCUGUUGUGAAUGAGUUGAAUUUGUCCACAGAAGCCUUUGAAUCCAAACCAACGUCUUGUCAGACUUUGACCACUGAGGAAGCAGAACAUGGAAUAAACGCUGAGCAAGGAGCUGCUUUGGUGCAGACUCCAAGUCAGGAAGGAAUUCUCUCCACAUCCAUUCUGGAGUCAGACAGUGAGGGCCCUCCUAAGAUGGAAUUUGUUGAUAACAACAUCAAAACUCUGGAUGAAAAGCUGCGGACACUUCUGUAUCAGGAGCACAGCUUGUCAGGCACUUCUCCUGAGAGCCAGAAAGACACACAAAGUGCAGUGGAGUCUCCCUUUUCCUCAUCUGCUGAAGACACUUUCCCCUGCCCAGGACAUGAAACACAAGACACUAGUUCCCCCCAAGAGAUCGAUCCUCAAGCUGCACUCAUUCCAUCCGGAAGUCAUCCUGAUAGCUUGCCAGUGAUGAGGCAAGAGGCCAGGGUUAUUACUUCUACUCCCAGGGAUUUCUGCAGAGAUGAGAUGUCCUUGGAGGCUUCAUUUCCUGAGAAUCCUGUGGCUUGUCCUGCUUCAGAAUCAAGUGGUGGAGCUGUGCACCUGCAUCCUACAUGUAUACUAGAAUCUUAUUUUAUAAUGCAGUACUGUUUGUUGGUGUUCACAUGGUCACAGAUUUACCUGACCCGACCUGUUUUGUUUUUCCUUUGUGUUUGUCCCCCCACCUGCCUUUUUUUUCCUUUUUUUAAAAUCACAGCAGAGGACAUGACUGCUGAUGUUGCUCCUGAUUGGAUUUCUCUUUCUGAGCAAGCAAUCAGAGAGAAUAAAGUAUCUGGUCAUUCUAAAUCUGGAGCUGGAUCAUUCCAGCGAGGCAGAUUUCAGGUCAUUACAGUUCCACAACAGUUGUCCUCGGGUGUUUCAGAAAGUGAACUCUUUGAGAUGCCUCCUUCUUUGGAGCUUGGAACAGAAGAAGGCUGCCCUAGAGGAAAAGAAAUGGCUACCUUGGCCAGUGCCAUGGGUGAAACUGAUGCAUGUUGCACUGCCUCCGAACAUCAGGAAGUGGAGGAGACCUCUGCUGCUGCAGGCAGCCUGCAGUCCUGCUCAGAGCCAUGGUCGAGAGGGGAUGUGAUCCAGAAGCAGCCUAGCUCUGACAGUGAACUGUCUGCACCUAUGGGUGGUGGCAGCCUAGAAGGCUGGGAGUCGAACCAGCAGUCUCAAGAGGAAAGGGGCGGCACCCACCCAAAGAGGCGUAGUUCUCUUUUUUACUCGGCAUCUUCCCCAAUGAGCAGUGACGAUGAAUCUGAAAUUGAAGACGAGGACCUGAAAUUGGAGCUACAGCGUUUGCGGGAGAAGCACAUCCAAGAAGUAGUCAGCCUGCAAGCUCAGCAGAACAGGGAGUUGCAGGAGCUAUAUGAUCGUCUCCGCUCCAUCAAAGACAGCAGGUCAGAAUCCUCUGACAUCUCCCUGCAACUGUCGUCCCCACGACGGCCUAAAUCUUUCAAAAGCAAGCUGCGCAGUCGGCCACAAUCUCACUCUCAUGUCGACAAUGGCAUUGUUGCUGCUGAACAACUCUGCAUCGUGAGCAGCACUGCCUCUUGUCAGCAGACAACAGCCAGUAAAAAAGGAAUGUUCACAGAUGAUUUGCAUAAACUGGUGGAUGACUGGACUAAAGAAAAAGUGGGAAACUCCCUCAUCAAGCCAAGCCUCAAUCAAAUCAAACAGAACAAGCACCGGCUGGAUAGUGACAGCUGGAGCAAAGUAUAUGAGACAACAACCUCUACUGUGGGCUACACCUCCACAUGGAUUUCCUCACUUUCCCAGAUCCGCGGGACUGUACCAGCUGCUUUACCCCAAGGACUUCCCCUGUCACCCUUUUCUGGCACACUAUCGCCAUACGGAAUACCACAUUUGUGCCAGUAUAACACCAUCGCGGGAACAACUUACCCAGUGCAAUGGAUGGGCAUUUCUGGGACAACUCAACAAUCUGUCGUGGUCCCUGCCCAGACAGUGGGACCCUUUCAACCAGGGAUCAGCAUGCCAGCAUUUCCAGCAUCACCCGUGCAAAACCCAGCUCCCAUUCCCCCAAGUCCCAAAUGA
Messenger RNA from Protobothrops mucrosquamatus (brown spotted pit viper), 5048 nucleotides. It is a transcript of the gene WNK3, whose product is annotated as WNK lysine deficient protein kinase 3. Gene Ontology annotation, molecular function: potassium channel inhibitor activity; chloride channel inhibitor activity; ATP binding. NCBI's taxonomy places the organism in Eukaryota, Metazoa, Chordata, Lepidosauria, Squamata, Viperidae. Gene Ontology annotation, cellular component: cytosol; cytoplasm. Gene Ontology annotation, biological process: negative regulation of sodium ion transport; intracellular signal transduction; monoatomic ion homeostasis. The record is from RefSeq and is a predicted model, not a curated record. The transcript has 22 exons. Bases 195 to 5048 code for a protein of 1617 amino acids.